Molecule: messenger RNA, 2299 nt
Organism: Vitrella brassicaformis
Lineage: Eukaryota; Vitrellaceae
Source: the annotation of a GenBank genome assembly
CUCAAGCACUUCAAGUGUUCAGACAAAGAGAGAGACAGUGGUUCCGAAUGUCUCACUCACACUAUCACGCCACGCCACGCCACCAUCAGCAGCUCUCUGCUUUCUCCAAUUGUCCGUUCACUCAACUCAACCUCCCUCCUCAUUAGUCAGUCAGUCAUACGCUGGCGGUGGGGCCUGGGCCUCCCCCGAAGAAUCCCCUCCCUCAGGUUUGGCCUCCGUCUCCCCAUUCGCCCCAUAGGACGGCGGCGGGGGCGCUGACGUCAACGGCGUGUACUGCUGCUGCUGCUGCUGCAGCUGCUCCUGCGGCUGCGGCAUCAUGACACCCGGCUGCUGCUGCUGCUGCUGCUGCACCACGACAGCCUGGGUGGGCACCCCCCCAGGAAUGUUCGGCUGCGCAUACAUGGGGGGGGCCACCUGAUAGGCCCCCGGGCCGCCCACGGCUGGCUGCUGCUGGAGAUAGUGUGUGUAGGCUGGUGGCAGGGGUGGGGCGGUGGGUGCUGGGAUGGUGAUGGCGACGACCUCCUGAUAAACCACUGGCUGCCAUGUGGCCGGCAUCAUGGCGAUGGGGGCCGGGGGCGGCUGACGUAGGAACAGAAUGAUCGGGCAAGUCACGUUGGCUGUUGUCCCGCAGGUGAUGCCUUCACAAACAGAGAGAGAAAGACAGAGACUCCCAAGUGCGCCAGUGUGUCUGGAUCUGGAUGGUGCUCAAUCAGUUAGUCAGUUACCUGCUUUCAUCUGGAUGCUGAACUGGCACUGGAUGAUCUGCCCGAACGUCGUGGGCCGGACGCUAUGUGGGAUGGACAAAGUCAUCUGCCUGGGGUUGCCUUCCUGCUCCGUCUCCUUGGUGUGAGGCGCUAUCCCCGCGUAGCUCUGGGAAGCGAUCACGUCCUUGUCGCGCCACGUGCGCGUACGCGUGGUGAUACUCUGCACACACACACACACGCGGCAGUGGGGAGUGGAGAGGAUGGUCGUGUGUGCCGCACUGACCACUUCUCUGACAAGUUCCAGGCGGAUCUUCGGGAUGUUGGCCUCGCUUUGGUUGUCAAUCGAGCAGAGGAGCUGGGCCAUGUCGCCUUCAUGUCCACACACACACACACGGCAGGUGGUAUGGUACGCGCCUGGCUCACAUUAUUACAUGAAUCACCAUGCUCAUUCACCGACCGGGCAUGUACUUGUCGGCGUUGCACCUCAUGGUGAGGUUCAUCUCGCCCUUAGCGAUGCAGCAGCAGAGGUACAUCAUCUGGUGGUCGUGACCCACAAGCUCCACCGAAGGCGGCAUCCUCUGGUACACCGUCAGCUUCUUGGUGUCCUGCAUCCAAUCGACCCAUCCAUCCAUCCAUCCACUUCUUCUCUGUGUUUGUGGCCACCCCUACCUCACCUUGAGGUCCGCCUUGAACAUGCCCGGCCGCACCACUUUGCCCUUGACCUUGUAUACGAUCUCACAGUUAUACCGGUCACCAUGGACUCGGUCAGAGAGCUCGAACGAGCCUGCACCAACAGGCAGACAGACAGACAGACAGGCAGGCAGGGGCCGCCAUCGACACAUCCAUCCAUCCAGGCAUUGCAUUGCCUGCCUGGUAGUGUGGAUGGCAGCAUGAAGCGGAAGGGGUACGAGUACUGCCCACGGUCGAGAUGCGACAGGCCCUGAGCCACCGGAACCUUCAUUGAGCAAAGAAAAAGGCAAAAGGCAAGGCAGCAGUGUAUGUAGCGCAGUUUACUGGACAAAGACCAUUCACUGAUUUGUCUCUCUCUCUCUCUCUCACUUCAACUUUGAAGAAGUCAUUGCGAUUGGUGUGCGUCCUGGUCUUCUGCACCUGCUUGGCGUUGUCGCCAGUGCCCUCCGUGACCGUGUACGUCUCUGCAGACAGGCACACAAGCAGCGGCGCAAUGAAAGGGCCCGACUGAAACGCCUAAAGUGCCGGUCUGGUCUGCAUGCUUCAUCCAUCCACGCCCCCAGUGAGUGCUGCAGUGCCUUCCUUCGUGAGCUGUCUGUUCUUAUUACCUACCCCACACGGUCACACGCUCGAAGCCCGACACCUUCAAGAAGACUCCCUUGACCUGCGUCGGGCUUUCGACCUGCAAGUUGACCUGAGGGCAGAGCGGGGCAAACGAGAGAGCAGAGCAGCAAGUGUAUAGAGUCUCAGAAGGCCUCGCCUUUCUCCGUGCACAAUUCCUUCUCACCCGGCCUGUGACCUCAUCGCCAGCGCCGUAGUUCUGCUGGUCUGUCUGCACAUUGACACCGCUGGCAUUCCCCAUUGCGCACAGCCCGCUUUUAUUCGAUUUUGCACGACGAGGGCGC